AUGUGUGACGUAUAUGUACUUGAAUACAUUCGAAAAAUAAGAGAACGACAUAGUAACCAACUAAUUGUUCCAUUCUACGCAAUUGCAGAUAACGACUCGGAACAAAUAUCGGCCGACGAUGACUACUAUGUUGUUUGUACCGAAGAGGGGAGCUACAAGAUUCAGGAGAAGCCAACGGUUGCUCAGCCGAGAACGCCCAAACCACGGAACACGGCACCGUCACCGGUUCGAGUGAGUCGCAUACGAGGCGGAUUCGUAUUCCCGAUCACCAGUGGAAGUGAUUUGGAGCGCUUGGAACAAGCUGUAACGAAUAGAAAAGACAUUCGCCAGGAAUAUGUUGCGCUUUUGAGUCGCAAACCGAAAAAUUAUCACAUUGCCAAUUACAUGCAGUGUAUUUUUUCCGACGAAGCUCUUGACGAUUACAACUACCAUGGAGUGCAUGUGCUUGGAAGGUGCAAAAUUGCUAUGAAGGGUUAUGACAUAUUCAGCAAUUGUUUCUUGGAUGCCUUUAAAUCGGACGGCCUGACCAUGGAAGAAUUGAGCGAGCAGAUAGUAUUGGCAAUCAAGCAAAGUCGCAACCGAAUGAGACAACGAACAUUCCGUGCAAAGAAAAUCAUCAAAAAGAUGUUGAUGAAAAAAUCGGAAAACUAGAUGAGUGGUUCCACGUUUGACAAAAAUAUUUUCAGAUAGUUUUAAGGUUUUGAUCACUAUUCAGGUCUUUGAGUUGAACUAAGUAGUACUAGAAUAUAACUUCAUACUUUACUCUUUGGUAAUAUAGCAAUAUAACUACUUGAUACACCAACAGACCUUGUUAAAGCAACAUAACCAGGAAGGAUUACUUAUUAGUGGAAAUACAGUAGCAUCUAAACAUCAAUUACAGUGUCAUGAUAAUAAAAGUAAGACAAGUUAAUUUAAAA
Armigeres subalbatus is the source of this 917-nucleotide messenger RNA. RefSeq lists its product as uncharacterized. Bases 1 to 651 code for a protein of 216 amino acids. The transcript is spliced from 4 exons. Lineage: Eukaryota; Metazoa; Arthropoda; Insecta; Diptera; Culicidae. The record is from RefSeq and is a predicted model, not a curated record.